Cokeromyces recurvatus is the source of this 767-nucleotide messenger RNA. RefSeq lists its product as uncharacterized. The record is from RefSeq and is a predicted model, not a curated record. The coding region runs from base 69 to 542 and encodes 157 amino acids. Lineage: Eukaryota; Fungi; Mucoromycota; Mucoromycetes; Mucorales; Mucoraceae. The transcript has 2 exons.
UUUUUUUUUUUUCAUUUUUUUUUUUCUUUUUUCUUUAAUUUUCUUUAAUUUUCUUGGCAAACAAAAUAAUGAAUAAUAAUAAACCACAAAACAAGUUAAAUACAGCCGACAUUGACGAGGGAGAACCACCACCAUCUUAUCAAGAAAUUACUCCUACUAAUCAUCAUUAUCAAUCAUCAUCGUCUAAUUACUAUCAAUAUAAUAAUCAAACAAGUCAAUCAAUAUAUCCUCAAGUACCUUCUCCAUUACCUCAACAGCAAAUCAGAUAUCAAACCAUCGAGAUACCCUAUACAAUUAGAGUUAAUGAACAAAUAAGACAACGACAUAGAAUUUAUGAAAGUCGACGUUUUCCUUUAGCAGCCAUUUUCUUUUUAUUUGGAUGGUUUUGUCCUCCAUUAUGGUUCAUCGGGGCUUGUUGUUGUGCAGGAAGUGGAAAUGAAUAUGAAUCCUUCUGGGGCAAAGUUAAUUUUAUCAUGGCCAUGACUUUAAUUAUUUCUUCCGUUAUUUAUUCUAUGAUUGUAUUUCCUCAAUAUAUAUUUUAAACUUAAUAAACUAACUAGCUAGCUACAUAGCAUUAAUUUGUAUAAAAAAGAAAAAAAAAAGAUAUAUCUCACUAAAUUGGUCGGAAAGAUGUGAUAAACAAUUUGAUGUGUCUAUUUAACAAAGAUGGGAGCAAGCCAUGAGCGGCAGGAAGAUGAAGAGAUUCGGAAUAUUCCCUUAUAAAUUGUCUGAACAACGUCUAAUGGGGUUAAUGCUGCUGUUUGACG